Porites evermanni is the source of this 600-nucleotide messenger RNA. NCBI's taxonomy places the organism in Eukaryota, Metazoa, Cnidaria, Anthozoa, Scleractinia, Poritidae. The record is from the annotation of a GenBank genome assembly.
AUGGCCUCAUCUGAUCUGCUGUAUCCAAUAUUCUGGCUACCUUGGACACUGUCACACUGGCUUACCACCUCGCUUCUUAUCGGUGGUCGGCUUGGCCAGGCCUUUUGUAAGCUUGUCCCCUUCUUGACAGAAGUUUCCGUUAAGGUUUCGAUUCAGAAUCUGGUUCUUAUAGCAGUGGAUCGAUUUGGAGCCGUGGUGUUUCCACUCCGUUCGCCACUCAUCAGAUCCAAGCCGUGUCCCUUCUUCAUUCUUGCCACGUGGAUAGUUGCCGUAGCUAUCUCUUCGCCAGUCUUGUUCGCCCGAGAGCUCGUUGAAUCCCCAGAGGGAACCUUGUGUGUUUCUAAAUGGGAGAAAGUAUUCGGGGAGUCAACGUCCCUUGCCAGUUUGCUACUAGCUUACAUCAUUCUGUUUACAUACAUCCCUGUGCUGUUGCUAGUCAUUCUUUACUCCAUCAUUGUUAUCAAGCUCAAGAAACAGGUACACCCAGGUGAACAGUCCGCCAACAGUCAGCAACAGCGGGACAGAAGAAACCGAAACGUGCUUCAAAUGUCCAUUGCUAUCGUAACAGUGUUUGUGUUUUGCUGGUUACCUUUCUCUAUC